Molecule: messenger RNA, 1356 nt
Organism: Cydia pomonella (codling moth)
Lineage: Eukaryota; Metazoa; Arthropoda; Insecta; Lepidoptera; Tortricidae
Gene: mRpL37
Product: large ribosomal subunit protein mL37
Exons: 5
Coding region: 80-1315 (411 amino acids)
Cellular component (GO): mitochondrion
Source: RefSeq, a predicted model, not a curated record
AAUGUCAUUUGUAUGUAGUAAUUUUUAGGUUAUACGUAACAACUGCAUUUUACACAAUUUUGAAUAGAAAUAAAUAAAAAUGCGCAUAACGCAAGUGUUGAACAGACAACAUAUUGGUUUUAUGUUUAAGAAGCAUUGGAAAAUACAGGGAAAUCGCAUUCCUAUCGAGAGUGGCGUUGCAGAAAAGUUGAAAGCCAAAGGUAUUCCUGUUGUAGAUGCUCUAGAGUUUGUGAAGGAAAAGCCCGAGCAUACAGAACGCAUUGAAAUAGUAGGUCAGUACGAAACACCACUACCACUCGACGUUAACCAUCCUGACUAUAAAGAGAGACCUUGUUACACCCUUAAGAGCAACAGUGUACUACUCGAAGGUGUUUCACAAGCUCAAGUUCUUACUAAAACAAUCAUAGCAGAGGAUAUACUCCCAUCAAAAAUUGAAGAACUUGCAACAGUGCCCGCCCCAAAAGCUUUGCACGAAUGCGUAAAAAAAGCGAUAUUAUCUGCAAACGUGUUUGAUUGUGAACAAGAGAAGUUGCCUAAAAUUACGGACCCUGAAAGGCCAGCUGUUAAUUUCCCAAGAAUAUUGGGAAUUACAGACAGGAGACGAAACCUCAUCUUGACCAACAAACUGCUUCAACUUGUGGAACGCAGCAGCGACUCUGAAGUCACACAGACAAAAUAUGUGUCAAACGAUGUCGAGAGCCACACAACCUUCGAUAAGGAGGAUGAACUCAUCCAAUUCCAAGACCUGUCACAUAUACUAGUCACGAGCAAUAAGCCUCUAAAACAUGAGGUUGCUGGGAGUGAUAUACCACAUGUUGAAAUACCUGACUUGUAUCCUGUCAAACAUACUGCCACUCUGCCUGCAGAACAUUUUUAUUCUGAGAAGAGUUUAUAUCCAUUCAAACCUACUGUACCCGUCAAGCACCCGCACACGACAUGGCUCCAUUUCAACAAGACAGAAGUGCACAACAUCUAUGAGACACCUGUCACUCCUAACCAGGUCUUAGGCAGGUCACUCACGCACGCCUUCACGGUAGCCACUGCCUACGCCAAACAACUUCAUGGGGAGAACGUAAAGGAUUUACCUGAACCAGUAUAUGUCAACUGCAUCCAAACUGAUGGGCAACUAUACCAUUUCGGGGUGUUUGAACUGAACACCUUAAAUGUUGAUGGAAAGGAAGGAAUAAAAAAUAUAUGGUACUGCAAGAACAACAUCAAGUUGUAUGACUCGAGCCGCUACUUCAGUGGGAUGCCGGUUUUAGAAAAUUAUAACCCUAAAAUAUACGGAUAUAUCAACGCCUUCUAUAACUGUUAAGAUAUUGUAGUUUCUGUAGCAAAUAAUAAUGGUAGGACUUA